AUGAAAACUUUGACUUUGAUGACUCAGGGCAGGAGAGCUACUCCGAUGAUCAGAAUGAAACUAAGACUCGACAAGAAAAUACCAAAUUCUUGGUCUGAAAAUGGAUAUGCUGAGAGAGACUGGAUGUUAUCAUUUAUGAAGAGACACACAAAAUUAUCCCAUAGAAAACCAGAGAACACCAGUCGGGCAAGGGCAAGUGCCUUUAAUAAACAUAACGUGGCACAGUUUUUUGAGAAUUUAAACAGUCUACAGGGCAAAUAUAGAUUUAUGCCUGAUCGAAUCCUAAACACCGAUGAGAGUGGUAUUAGCACCGUACUACAGGCGCCAAAAGUUAUUGCUCCUACUGGUCAGAAGCAAGUUGGCCAGAUUGUAUCGGGCGAACGGGGAACUUUAGUUACAUUUUGCGGAAUAGUUUCUGCUACUGAAGCAGCUAUUCCUCCUAUUUACAUUUUUCCAAGGCAAAGGAUAAAACAGGAAUAUUUAUAUGUGUCCCCUACCGGUGCUAUUGCUCUAGGCUCCAAAACAGGAUGGAUGACCACAGAAUUGUUUCCUGCUGUACUCGGGCACAUUAAGAAGUAUACAUACUGCACUGUGGAAAAUCCUAUUCUAUUAAUAAUUGACAAUCAUGGUACGCAUGUUUCAUUGGAGAGUAUAAAUUAUUCUAGGGCGAAUGGCAUUGUUUUGUUAUCGUUGCCGCCACAUAGCACGUAUAGAAUGCAGCCUCUUGAUAUUUGUAUUUACGGGCCGUUUAAAUCGAGGUGCAAGGUCGCAUUUAACGAUUACAUGGGUACCAAUCCUGGAAAAGCUGUCAGAAUUCAAGACAUUGCUAGAUUAACUGCCGACGCAUACCUGCAAUCAUUUUGUCCCAAUAAUAUAGUCAAAGGAUUCAAAAGAUCAGGUAUUUGGCCCAUUAACCAUUUGGUUUUCACGGAUGAGGACUUCUUGCCAGUAGAAUCUACUAACCGUGUAGAUUACAGUUUAUCCCAACUUCCUGAAUAUGAGAUCUCUCAGAAUAACAUCAAUAU
Molecule: messenger RNA, 1025 nt
Organism: Anoplophora glabripennis (Asian longhorned beetle)
Lineage: Eukaryota; Metazoa; Arthropoda; Insecta; Coleoptera; Cerambycidae
Exons: 2
Cellular component (GO): nucleus
Molecular function (GO): DNA binding
Source: RefSeq, a predicted model, not a curated record